Messenger RNA from Drosophila montana, 1980 nucleotides. RefSeq names its product karyopherin alpha3 (gene Kap-alpha3). Gene Ontology annotation, biological process: NLS-bearing protein import into nucleus. The record is from RefSeq and is a predicted model, not a curated record. Bases 273 to 1814 code for a protein of 513 amino acids. The transcript is spliced from 6 exons. Gene Ontology annotation, cellular component: cytoplasm; nucleus. Gene Ontology annotation, molecular function: nuclear import signal receptor activity; protein binding. NCBI's taxonomy places the organism in Eukaryota, Metazoa, Arthropoda, Insecta, Diptera, Drosophilidae.
AUUUGAAGCGCAGCCAACUUUAGUCACGUCGCUGUCACGAAUUGCAAUUUUUAUAUCAAAAAAAAGAAAAGGUUUAAUCACUAUAUCAUAGGCCUGUACGGUGUCAGUCCAGUUAUAAUUACGGAGAACACCAGCUGAAAAUAAGUGGACAACGAAUAAAAUAUAAAAGCCACGAACUUAUUUAGAAAUUGAACAGGAAAGGCAUUUCAAUUUUGAUUGGAAGUUGUUGGAAGUCGCAUAUAUACACAUAUACACACACAUAAACAGUGAAAAUGACAUCGCUGGAUCAAAAUCGCUUGCAAAACUUUAAAAACAAAGGAAAGGAUCAAGAUGAGAUGCGUCGUCGCCGCAAUGAAGUAACCGUGGAGUUGCGCAAAAAUAAGCGCGACGAAACAAUUCUGAAGCGUCGCAAUGUGCCCAACCUGGACUCCAACACAGAUGAGGAUGAGCAAUUGCCCAACUCGAUAAAUCUCAAGAAACUCGCUCAGGCCGCCGCUGAUCCAUCGAAACCGGAUCAACAGUUGGCAGCCGUUCAAGCGGCACGCAAAUUGCUAUCAUCGGACAAAAAUCCACCCAUUAAUGAUCUGAUCAACAGCGAUAUAUUGCCCAUUCUGGUUGAAUGCCUGAAGCAACAUAAUCACACAAUGCUCCAGUUUGAGGCCGCAUGGGCAUUGACCAACAUUGCAUCAGGAACUUCCGAUCAAACCAAUCAGGUGGUUGCUGCAGGUGCUGUGCCGCUCUUCCUUCAAUUACUGAACUCACCCGCUCCGAAUGUCUGCGAACAAGCCGUAUGGGCGCUGGGCAAUAUCAUUGGCGAUGGACCCUUGCUGCGCGAUUUUGUUAUUAAGCUUGGCGUUGUGCAGCCGCUGCUGUCGUUCAUUAAGCCCGAUAUACCCAUAUCUUUCUUACGUAAUGUCACCUGGGUAAUUGUGAAUUUGUGCAGAAACAAGGAUCCGCCGCCACCAGCUGCCACAAUACAUGAAAUCCUGCCUGCACUCAAUGUGCUGAUCCAUCACACUGACACAAACAUCUUGGUCGAUACGGUUUGGGCCAUCAGUUAUUUGACCGAUGGCGGCAACGAACAAAUCCAAAUGGUUAUCGAUAGCGGUGUGGUGCCCAAGCUGAUACCGCUGCUGGGCAACAGCGAGGUUAAGGUACAGACGGCAGCAUUGCGUGCUGUGGGCAACAUUGUAACCGGAUCGGAUGAGCAGACACAAGUGGUACUCAAUUACGAUGCACUGUCGUAUUUCCCAGCGCUGCUGUCGCAUCCAAAGGAAAAGAUACGCAAGGAAGCUGUCUGGUUUCUAUCGAACAUCACCGCCGGCAACGAAUCCCAGGUGCAGGCUGUCAUCAAUGUUGGCCUGCUGCCGAAAAUCAUUGACAACCUGAGCAAGGGCGAAUUCCAGACACAGAAAGAGGCAGCUUGGGCCAUAAGUAAUUUAACCAUUAGCGGCAGACCCGAGCAAGUGUUUACAUUAAUCAAGGAGGGUGUCAUACCGCCAUUCUGCGAUCUGCUCUCGUGCCAGGACACACAAGUGAUCAAUGUUGUGCUCGAUGGUCUCAACAAUAUGCUCAAAGUGGCCGCAUCACAUGUGGAGGAGGUUGCCAAUUUGAUUGAAGAAUGCGAAGGACUCGCCAAAAUUGAACGUCUGCAAAACCACGAGAAUAUUGAGAUCUACAAGCUAGCAUACGAAAUUAUUGAGAAAUACUUUACAGAGGGCGAACAAUCUAAUCUGGCACCGACUUCUGAUGGCACAGAAUACAACUUUGAUCCGAAUACAGAUAAACUACCAAUGAAUUCGUUCAACUUUUAAUACCAAUGGCUGAGAGCAGUACCGCAUAAACACAAACAAACACACACACUUCUGAUUUGGUGGUAUACUCGAUUGAAAGCAUAAAGCAAUACGAUUUCGAGCGAUACUCUGUGCCCAUUUACCAACAAAAACAACAGCCACACUGACAGCAAAAAAAAAAACAAAA